AUGGAAACCUUAGCACUGUUCUUCUUGUUCUUGCUCUUUUCCUUUACACAACCAGUUUUAUGUGAUGAUAGUUGCAGCUCUGCAUCUUGUGAUAGUGUUCAUGGGCCGAGAAUCCGCUUCCCGUUCCGGCUGAUAGACCGGCAACCGGAGCGUUGUGGCUAUUCGGGCUUCGAUCUUUCGUGCAACAACCAAAGCCAAACAAUUCUUAGCCUUCCACUGUCUGGUGAAUUUGUAGUAGACUACAUAGACUACAUUCAGCAGGCAAUUCUUAUCAAUGAUCCUGAUCGUUGUAAUCCAAAAAAAAUUCUGAAUUUCAGUCUUUCGGGUUCUCCAUUCGAGGUUACUCGUACAAGGAAAUACACUUUCCUUAACUGCUCCACGGACGGGAUAGCAUAUGAUCUUGAACUUUUCCCAUUGAAUUGCCUUAGUGGCGAAAACUACACUGUAAUGGCUACGCCUUCUGAUUCGUCAGCUCAACAAAUUCCACCGUCCUGUAUCAAGAUAUCUAGUCCUUCAUUUCCCCCACUACGCUACGUUUCUCAGUACUUGUCAUCAAUGGAACUCAAGGAGGAUUUUCAGUUGACAUGGAAUGAACCUCGAUGCAGAUCUUGUGAAGCUAAUGGUCGGAUUUGUGGGUUCAAAGGCAAUACAGCUCUUGAAGUUGGUUGCUCAAGACCUCUUAAUCGUGGUCUUCCCAGAAGUGCCAAAUAUGGGAUUAUCAUUGGCGUUGGGAUACCAGGACUCUUGUGCUUAAUUGGACUUGCGUGUUUCGCAUUUGCUAGGAUCAGGGCUUUCAGUCACCGCGGUCGUUUAAACUCUAGCGAGCUCCCUACCAUCACAAUCUCUCAGCAGCCAGUGGUCAGAGCUGCUGGCCUUGAUGGGCCAACCAUUGCUUCUUAUCCGAAGACAGUGCUUGGCGAGAGCAGGAGGCUUCCGAAGCCUAGUGAUGGCACUUGUCCGAUAUGCCUAUCCGAUUACGAGCCCAAGGAGACAUUGAGGUCCAUUCCAGAGUGCAAUCACUAUUUUCAUGCCAAUUGCAUAGAUGAAUGGCUUAAGCUCAACGGCUCAUGCCCCGUAUGCCGCAAUUCACCGGAGAGUUCAAUUGGGACGCCUUGCUCGUCAUUUUCAUUUUCAUCGUCGGACCAUCGUUAG
Messenger RNA from Fraxinus pennsylvanica, 1152 nucleotides. Lineage: Eukaryota; Viridiplantae; Streptophyta; Magnoliopsida; Lamiales; Oleaceae. The record is from the annotation of a GenBank genome assembly.